This is a messenger RNA of Rosa chinensis, 2383 nucleotides long. RefSeq names its product general transcription and DNA repair factor IIH subunit TFB1-1. Gene Ontology annotation, biological process: transcription by RNA polymerase I; nucleotide-excision repair; transcription by RNA polymerase II. The record is from RefSeq and is a predicted model, not a curated record. Gene Ontology annotation, cellular component: transcription factor TFIIH core complex; transcription factor TFIIH holo complex. Lineage: Eukaryota; Viridiplantae; Streptophyta; Magnoliopsida; Rosales; Rosaceae. The transcript is spliced from 21 exons. The coding region runs from base 311 to 2104 and encodes 597 amino acids.
GGACUCGGAAGCGCGACCUCUCCCAGCCAGACUUUGUCUCGGAAAUCUCUCCGUCUGUCAGCUCCGACCGGAGGACGCCGCUGAGCACCGCACGCUGGGCGCACCGCACCACCAGUCCAGUCAGUCACUUUUGAGCCUCGAUCCGGGCACUGCCCCCAGAAACAGGUCUCUCUACUCGAUUAGCACUGUAAUUAUUGAGCACCUAAGUGCUUGUGGUGGUGAGCAAAUUCAUUUCCAUAAAAGGAGCAUCUAUCCCCAACAGAGACUCCAACACGAAUCAUUCAACAUUGCUCUGAUUUUUUGACGGAAAAUGUCGACCCCGCAAGUGAUUAAGCGUGCAAAAUACAAGACUUCAAUUAAAGACCCGGGAACUCCUGGUCUUCUAACUAUGAUGGAGAACAGGUUUGUGUUCAGGCCAAAUGAUCCCACGUCUCCCUCUAAGCUUGAUGUCGGCUUUCAUCAAAUUAAAGGUCAGAAGAACACUAAGGAGGGAUCAAAUAAACCACCUUGGCUUAAUAUCAGCAAUAAUAAGGAUGGGAGUUACAUUUUUGAGUUUGAGAGUUAUCCUGAUCUUCAUGCAUGCCGAGAAAUUAUUGCCAACGCCCUUGAGGCUGCAAAAGGUUCUUCCGCUGCAACAAUUUCUUCUACAGCAAAAGCUUCUUCUUCUACAAAUGAACAAUAUAGUACAGCAGAGUUAGAGCUCCGGAUGAAGCUUAUGCAAGAAGACAGUGAACUGCAGAAACUUCACAAGCAGUUUGUAGGCAGUGGUGUCUUGACAGAAUCUGAGUUCUGGGCAACCAGGAAGAAGUUGCUUGAUGGAGAUAGCCGUAAAAAGUCAAAACAACGGGUUGGUUUUAAAAGUUCGAUGAUACUGGACAUCAAACCUAUGACUGAUGGUCGGAUGAACAAGGUUACAUUCAAUUUGACUGAUGAGAUUAAAUAUCAGAUUUUCGCCCUGAAACCAGCAGUUCACCAGGCAUAUAUUGAUCUCGUUCCCAGUAAGAUGACAGAGAAAGACUUCUGGAACAAAUAUUUUCGAGCCGAAUACCUCCACAGUACCAAAAAUGUUGUAGCAGCUGCAGCAGAAGCUGCUGAGGAUGAGGAACUGGCGAUUUUUUUAAAGGAAGAUGAAAUAUUGGCAAGGGAAGCUCGGCAGAAGAUUCAGCGGGUUGAUCCAACUUUGGAUAUGGAAGCUGAUCAAGGGGAUGACUAUAUACAUCUUCCGGAUCAUGGGAUCUUUCGUGAUGGCACCAAGGACAUAACUGAACUACAGAAUGAUCAAUACAGGAGGACUCUAUCGCAAGACCUUAACAGACAAGGCGCUGUUGUUCUUCAAGGAAGAAAUCUCGAUGUGGACCCAGAAGAUCCAAGAACUAUAGCAGAGGCACUUAUGCGGUCAAGACAGGAACCUAGUGACAGUGCUGUACAGGAGAGACUUGAUAGGCUUACUCGGAUGACUGAGAUAGACGACCUUCGAGAAUCUCAUGAUCAUCCAGUUGCUCCAUUAUGUAUCAAGGAUCCUCGAGACUACUUUGAUACACAACAAGCUAAUGCACUUAGAACUUUGGAUGACUCGCGUACUGGUACUGAGCAGACAAAACGCAAGCUGACUACUGAGGAAGCAUAUGGCGCCUUAAAGGAGUCUAUAUCUAAAAUUAAGAGCAUUGGAUUGAGCAAUUCCACAGUUAAACCAGAAGUUGCUCUUACGGUUUUUAAUGGGCUGACCCAGAAUAUUUCAAGUACCAAAUAUCAACUUGGAAAGAAUCCUCGAGAGAGUAUUCUGGAUGGCUUGCCAAACAGAACCAAAGAGGAACUCUUACAUCAUUGGAUGUCCAUUCAAGAACUACUGAGGCAUUUUUGGUCUUCAUAUCCAAUUACAACUUCUUCUUUGUAUACUAAGGUAGGCAGACUGAAGGAUGCCAUGUCACAAAUUUAUCGACAGCUAGAGGAGAUAAAGGAAGCUGUGCAGUCAGACUUCAGGCACCAGGUCUCCCUCCUUGUUCGUCCAAUGCAUCAGGCUCUAGAUGCUGCUUUUCAGCAUUAUGAAGCAGACUUACAGAAAAGAGCUGCAAAGAGUGGAGAGUUGCCAAAUGGGAAUGGGUAGAAGUUUGCCCCUCAUUGCCUCACGGUGCAGAAUAUUUGCCAUUCUAUUAUUAUAUGCUUUUCUGUCUAAAUUUUGACAUGGUAUGGAACUGUACCAUCCAAUCAAUUUUGCUAUGAGCUUAUGCAGUUUGACAAGGUUUUUUUGUGCCGCAAAAUACAUCUAGUGUGGCUAAGUUGUGCAUAGAAGGGUUUAGCAUUAACCAUGAAUGCACUCAUUUCUGCAUGCGUGAUGCUUCUAUAUUAUACGGCGGCAGAUAAAGGCUUUGCUUUUUUUUGGCAA